GGAUCUUCUGAUUGAGCUCUCUCUAUAUACCGCUGUAUAUUUGUACUGCUCAGUAUUCUGCUACAUUGUUACAGUAAUUCCUGACUCUCCCAUCAAGCCCUCCCAGGUAUCCUAUAGAAGAGCAGCAGAGCAGUCUGUUAAAUUCCUGAAACUAUAGAUUCACAAGAACAGGAUACCUCCCUCUUGGAUCUAAUGUGUUCAUGAAUUUAAGCCCAGGGCAGUGGAAGUUGGGGGCCAACUUGUUCCUGAUGAGCUGCAGUUUGUAAGAUGACCAAUCCGCAUCAUCGAGCCACAGGUGCUUGUAUGUGAACUUGUUCCAACGAAUGUUCAUGAUGGGUCAAUGGAGUUCACAUGAAGGUAAUACAGUUGUGAUAUUGUUUGAAAACAUCGAGUAUGCACACCAUUAGAAGUGUGCAACAGAAAACCAGAAUCUUUUUUUUGAUUCAAUGACGUGAGCCACUGUGUGCCGUGAUUAAUCUAGGAGUGUGAGUAAAAAACGAACUGCUCUUUGCUGGCAGCCAGGUUGACUUGAUGCCUGAAGAAGACCAUUUUCUAAAAGAAUGCCCAGGAGAGGAUUAUUUCUCCAAGGCAGGACCCGUUGGUUAUUGGUUGGGCUUGCCCUGGUGUUCAGUUUACUGCUUUUAAUGUAUUUAUUGGAAUGUGCUCCCGCGUCUGAACAAAAUGUCUCUCUUCCUGGAAUCCCUGGAGAAAUGUACAGCAAGGAAUAUUACCAGGCUCUCCUCCAAGAACAGGAGGAACAUUACAAAAGCCGUGCCAGCAGCCUAAAACGCCAGAUUGCCCAACUUAAGCAGGAACUCCAAGAGAUGAGCGAGAGACUGAGAUUGGCACAGGAAAAGAAGCUCUCUGCUGCCAAUGGUGUGGCACACCAAGGUAACAAAGACCAGCCCAACGACUUACUUGAGUUUCUUCACUCACAGAUUGAUAAGGCAGAGGUUAUUGCAGGUGCAAAACUGGCAAGUGAAUAUGCUGUGGUACCCUUUGAAAGUUUCAAUGCAAUGAAAGUUUACCAACUGGAGAUGGGAUUGACACGGCACCCGGAGGAAAAACCCACCAGGAAGGAUCGGAGGGAUGAACUGGCUGAGGUUAUAGAGGCUGGGCUAGAAGUUAUCAAUAAUCCAGAAGAUGAUGAGGAGGAAGAACAAGACAACAGAGAUGGUGACAAAGUGAUGUUCAGCGAAACUGACUUUCUUGAAGGUUACUACCGCACAGAAAGGGACAAGGGUUCUCAUUAUGAACUUUUCUACAAGAAGCAAGAUGUUCAAGCCUACCGGCAUGUAACUCUAUUUCGACCAUUUGGACCACUUAUGAAGGUGAAAGUGGAAACUGAAGACACUUCUAAAACUUUAGUUAAUAUCAUCGUGCCACUUUCUGAUCGAACGGAUGCUUUCGCUCAGUUUUUGCAAACCUACCGAGAUGUGUGUAUUGAGCAAGAUAAAAGGACUUACCUAACUGUAGUAUAUUUUGGAGAUGACGGCUUGUUAGAGGUCAAAAAGUUACUGAAAACUCUAGAAAGUGAAACAGGCUUCCGUAACUACACAUUGAUACCAUUGAAGGAAGAAUUCAAUCGAGGAAGGGGUUUAGAGGUUGGAGCUCACACCUGGAACAAAGGAGAUGUUCUACUAUUCUUUUGUGAUGUUGAUAUAUAUUUCACAGCUGGAUUUCUUGACACUUGCAGACUAAAUGCAAGGCCUGGUAAGAAAGUAUUCUAUCCUGUGGUGUUUAGUCUGUACAAUCCUGCAAUUGUGUAUGCCAAUCAAGAGGUAACUCCACCGGUGGAGCAGCAACUAGUUCAUAAGAAGGAUUCUGGCUUCUGGAGAGACUUUGGCUUUGGGAUGACUUGCCAGUAUAGGUCAGACUUCCUAUCUAUAGGUGGAUUUGAUCUUGAAGUUAAAGGAUGGGGUGGAGAAGAUGUUCAUUUGUACAGAAAGUAUCUCCAUGGGGAUCUCAUUGUAGUGCGUACCCCUGUGCCCGGCUUGUUUCACUUGUGGCACGAGAAGCUGUGUGUGGAUGAGUUGACUCCAGAACAGUAUCGUAUGUGCAUCCAAUCUAAAGCCAUGAAUGAGGCUUCCCAUCCACACCUGGGCAUGUUGGUGUUCAGAGAUGAAAUUGAAGCUCACCUUCGAAAGCAAGCCUUCAGGAUUAAUGACAAUCCUGAUGCCUGAGAGAAUACGACAGAGAAACACUUAUUUAAGUUAAAAACUGGGCUAGAAUGUGUUAUUAUGCUGCAAAGUCCUACAUAUAUCUCUUGGCUUUUGUGCAGUGACAUUAGCUUCUUCCCAGUCAUAAUAAAGUUUACUCUUGGGUGAUCUGCCAGAGUUUACUUAAUCUACAGUCUGGAACAAGAAACACACCCGAUAUAGUAGCUGUAGCGGUAUAUCAUUCAAAUAAUGUUUUGUAGAGCACUGAAUGAGCAACUUAUUAAAGCACAGUGUGUGUGCUAAGGUGACCUUUUUAUGCUAUCCAACAAAUUGUGGUUUUUUUAUGACAUUUCAAAGGAGCUGUCAUUUUGAUGGUGUAUUCCUUGAAUAAUAUUGUAUGUAUUCUAGAAAAUAAGCAGGUACUUCACGAUCGUUGUAGUGGAAUUUUGACCCCUAUGUGCCUUAUUAUGAUGAAUUCCUUUGGUCGUGAGAAACGUUUAGAAAUCGACUUGAACACAAUGGUACAUCAGAUGCAGAGGAUCCUCAUAGUAGCCCCAAAUUUUAUCCUCUAAUGGUUCCU
Messenger RNA from Pelobates fuscus (common spadefoot toad), 2739 nucleotides. RefSeq names its product chondroitin sulfate N-acetylgalactosaminyltransferase 2 (gene CSGALNACT2). Bases 561 to 2183 code for a protein of 540 amino acids. Gene Ontology annotation, cellular component: Golgi cisterna membrane. The transcript has 9 exons. The record is from RefSeq and is a predicted model, not a curated record. NCBI's taxonomy places the organism in Eukaryota, Metazoa, Chordata, Amphibia, Anura, Pelobatidae. Gene Ontology annotation, molecular function: glucuronosyl-N-acetylgalactosaminyl-proteoglycan 4-beta-N-acetylgalactosaminyltransferase activity.